CCGUUCCGUAUCAGAAAUACUUUUUCCCAGAAUUCUCACCCUUCCGGUCCGCCGAAAGAAAGAGUUAUACAGUGAGUCUAGAGACUCGAGACUCUCAAACAGGUACUGGGCGAACCAAGAAAUUUUAGCUGCUACAGUCGGUAUAGUGGCUGAGAUGCAGCAGCAACAACGACAGUUGGGUUUUGAAGAAUCAUCAAAUAUUGGUAGCAAUAGGGGGAGUCUAUUGAUUCGUCACCUUCCAGAAGCCAUUCCUGAGGAGACCCUGUUUCGGCUAUUGUCCCACUAUGGUGCUUCUUCUGUGCGCUCUUGCUCUGCUACUGGCCGGUUGAGGAACUGCGCAUUUGUGGAUUUCCAAAAUGAAGGCUUGGCUUACCAAGCACAGCGUCAGUUGAACGGGCUGAGGUUUCUUGGUAAGGUCUUAAAAGUGGAGAGGGCGACCGCUAAUAAUGAUAAGCCAUCGCAGGCUGCUAACAAGGAUUCUCUUUCUCUAACCGCCACUUCCAAAUCAUCUUUGGUCCACAAUCCUACCAUCAAUAGAGAUAUUCAAGAAACUGAAGUCUCAAGAUCAGAGCCCAUUGCCCCUAGGCUUGGUGUAGACUAUCCCUUUCCUCCUCACCUUGAGUAUGCUUACCCGCCACCGGAUGGAAAUAUACUGACCAACAUUGUAAAUGCUCUUAUUGCUGUUCCUCGAUUUUAUACACAGGUUUUGCACUUGAUGAACAAAAUGAAUAUACCAGCUCCAUUUCGUAUGGCUCUUCCCUCUCCACCACUACCACCUUCAGUACCCGUGCCACCACCACCUCCCCCUCCUCUAGCUGCAAAGCCUCCCUCGGCAGAUUUAUCAAGUGAAGAGUCAGAAAUGGAGUCUUCAGACGAGGAGGUUGAUGGAAAACCCUCGAGCGGAACUUCAAGAGGACGGAAGCGUGUCAAACGAGAAGCUAUUGUUGGUCCUGCAGUUGAUAAAGAUGUAGCUCACGAAGAUGUUGGAUUGAAACCGGCUAUUCUGGUCCCUAAAGAGAGGCCAAUGAUAAAAAAGAAGAACCCUAUCGUACAGAUAAAAAUUGCCCCCAAAGUUGUUAACAAUGAACAUAAAGAUGAUAGCAUUACCAAAGACUCAGAGCAUCCAAAAAAUGAGAGUUCGGAUAUUAACUCUUUUGCAACUCCAGAAGAACUAGAAAGAGGAAAGUUGCCUCCAGAAGAAAUAUUAUCGCUGCCGAUGUUUAAGAACUAUGCAGCUGGGAAUCCUGCCUCUGUGUUGUAUAUAAAGAACCUGGCAAAGGACAUCGUUGCUGAUGACUUCUACUACAUAUUUGGGUCAUUAUUUGGAAGCGUUGAUGCAGCCAAAUCUGGUCUCAGUCUAAAGCUUAUGCAGGAAGGAAGAAUGAGGGGCCAAGCUUUCGUGACAUUUCCAUCAGUUGAACUAGCCCAUUAUGCUUUGAAUCUAGUGAAUGGGUAUGUAUUCAAAGGCAAACCAAUGAUCAUCCAGUUUGGCCGGAAUCCUGCAGCGGGCAAAGCAAAUUAAGGUCGACUAUCAGCGGAAAGUUCUAGAGGGAUGGGGUUUUCUCCAGAACUCAUAAAGCUUGAAUGCCACACUUUUAUAUAGUGCUACCACACAUGGAGCAAAAAGUGGACUGAGAGCUGGUGCUAAAAAGGUUGAAGAUACAUACCCAGAUGAUCUCAACAAGGCAAUUCCUGCAUCAAUUCAAAAGUUUUAAAAGUACUGCAUCAGAAAGCAUAGUGUUUUACAUUGAUCCAUGCUGUCGCCAAGACCUGGCCAAUUAAUUGACUGUACGAUUCGACUUGUGGAGUCGCUGAUGCAGGGUACCAAUUGUGGCAUUCCUCUUCCCAUUGUCCAUAUUGUCUUUUUUUCCUUUUUAUAUGGAAAUGAAAUUUUUUUGGGGGUUAUAUUUUUCAGUUGUAGGCUUAAAAGAUACAAAUAUGAGAAGCUUGUAAAGGCGGAAA
Prunus avium (sweet cherry) is the source of this 1962-nucleotide messenger RNA. Its product is annotated as RNA-binding (RRM/RBD/RNP motifs) family protein. Gene Ontology annotation, cellular component: U12-type spliceosomal complex. Gene Ontology annotation, biological process: mRNA splicing, via spliceosome. Gene Ontology annotation, molecular function: U12 snRNA binding; pre-mRNA intronic binding. The record is from RefSeq and is a predicted model, not a curated record. NCBI's taxonomy places the organism in Eukaryota, Viridiplantae, Streptophyta, Magnoliopsida, Rosales, Rosaceae.